Cataglyphis hispanica is the source of this 11210-nucleotide messenger RNA. It is a transcript of the gene Gprk2, whose product is annotated as G protein-coupled receptor kinase 5. Gene Ontology annotation, cellular component: cytoplasm. The coding region runs from base 2316 to 4091 and encodes 591 amino acids. Gene Ontology annotation, molecular function: ATP binding; G protein-coupled receptor kinase activity. The transcript has 8 exons. The record is from RefSeq and is a predicted model, not a curated record. Gene Ontology annotation, biological process: regulation of signal transduction; signal transduction; protein phosphorylation. NCBI's taxonomy places the organism in Eukaryota, Metazoa, Arthropoda, Insecta, Hymenoptera, Formicidae.
CCGCGUCGCGGAGGCGCGGCGUGGCAGUCAGACUAGUCAGUCGGUUCUCGUCCAUCGUGCGGAUCGUGCGGGCUACGGCAACGUGACGUGAGAGAAGAACACUGAACGCGAGUUUACGCGAUUGGACACAGUGACGAAUCGUCGUGCCUCGCAGGCGUUCGUUCGGUAUCUCGCGUGUCGCGACGUGACGCUCGCGUCGUGCUGCGAUUGGUGUAAUAAUCGCGUCGCGUCCCGGAAGGAAGAUAGGUGCGCGUCUCUCUUUCUCUCUCUUUCUCGGGGGAGAGCGGGAAGGAAGAAGAAGAAGAAGAAGAGCGCCUCGUGGACCGCCGUGCGGCGGAUCGUGACCGCGAGACCGGAGGUGCGCGGUCGGCCAUUGUGUUUGCUUUCUUCGUGUGCCGCCGAUACGACCGCGCGGUGCUCUGCUUGUCAAUCGGUGUAUGUGUGCUUCUGUGUGCCAGCUACACCGGGUGAGAGAUCUACGAGAGAGAGAGAGAGAGAGAGAGAGAGAGAUAGACGUACGCGCGCCGCAGCCGGCUACUACUUAUCGGAGCUUCGUCGCCGCCUCUGCUAAAACUCAACCUCCUUGCCGCCCCCUGUCAUCACCGUCAUUCUCUUCCACGAUCGGCCGGCAUCGAGCAUGCGCGUGCACAGGAGCGAAUCCACGAGGCGGUGCGCGCGAGUAACGCGUCGGUGAACGCGCGAAAGAAAUGAAAUGCGCGAGGGGAGCCAUUAGAAAUCCGCCGCCCUCGGCGAAUGUCAUUCACCCUUGGUGCGCAUCGUAAGAAGAAGAGGAAGAAGAAGAAGGGGAGGGGGAAGAGAAAGAAGGGGAGGAAGAAGUGAGCGAAAUCGCGCACGCGAGAUUGGCAUUCCCGCGUAAUUCGUCGUCGCUUCGAAUCUCGGUGUUUCGGCGACCAGUCAGCCAGCCAUCCAACCAUCCAGUCAUCCAGCCGUCCGUUUUGGGGCCAGCGCGCGUUUCAUCGUCAGAAGAGUGAAAGGCACUUCGCCACACGUGGCUCCUCUCUCACGAGCGAGCGCAUCCCGGAGUGUUCGCGCGAUAUUUUCGCGAGGUCACGUUAAAGGAGCACGCACAUUCGGAGUCUUCCCGUCGUUCAUCAACGCCUCGAUAUACGCGCUAUUUAUUUAUUCUAUAAAAAAAGAGCCUUUCGCCUUUGUAUCGUGACAUUAUCUCGCUAAUUGCGCGAAUCUGAGCGCAAGAAUUCAAGAAUUAUUCUCGAUCGGUCGUCGUUUCUCUACUUGCUUAUAGCGCGAUUCUGACCGCGACUACAGACAGCGAGGACAAAUUCUAUCUGGAUGACGGCAGUGAAAGAGCGCGUUUGUCGAUGCUCGCGAGACGCCCUCGUCGGGAGAGAAAUUGAUGGAAUGUUUGAUUGAAUCGACGAUUGUAGGGAUCCGGACGAUUGCGACCGAUCGUUAAUCACGACUCGACAACGAGGAUGAUCGCGCGAAAUCCGUCGAGUGACGAGCGUUGAUUAUGUGAUCAACGCAUUUGAUGACGAAUUUGAGCAUUGAGCGAUCUAAUUUCAUUGGAUUGGAAGAUACGCUAGAUUCACGAACGGCAAUAAACCUUCUUCCGCACAGCUAUUUAGUGAUUUCGCCUAUUAAAAGAUAAAAGAGAUCCCUAGACUGAUAAAAUAUCUACCGACUGAUUAAAUGGGAUUCAUCGUGGCGCCGAAUUAAUUCUGACACCAUCGUUUCUAACGUCAUCCGCUUUGCGAUCGAUUUAAUCUAGAUUGAAAAUUAGUACAAAACCGCCUUUCACAAGGUACAUCUAAACUAUUGUCGAUUAGCCUAAUUACGAGCGAGAACAACCUCAAAGUUAUUCAUCAGCAUUGUCAUUUGUAGCUGAAUGCAAAUGCACCGUUUUUUCUUCUUUCAAGAGACUAAUAGACGCGAUCCUCAUUCGAGGAAUUCUCCCGGAAAUUGAAUCGAGUUGAUCCCGACGAUCGAUCGAGCUGAGAGUCAGGCUAAACAAGUGAAAUCAAACGAAUCUCUCGAUUAAUGAUAAAGUUGCCGUAAAGAAUUAUAUAUAAGAUAUAUCGAGACAUAAUCGACGUCGGCUCCUCGCUCGUUGGUCCUCGGUGAAAGGGGACCGAUCGUGGACCCUGGUGGUGUCCCGGGGCCGCAGAUGGGAGCUGGUCUGCUGGGACCCGGCAGGGUGAUCAACCCCGUGCAGCAGCAGCGACAACAAUCGGACGAGCUCUCCGUCGACGUCAUCUGCCGACGACGUCGUCGACCACGAGGCCCCUUCUUCUCCCACCCGAUUCGGCUGCGAAAAUCCGAUCAAGCUGGAAUUGAUGGAGUUGGAGAACAUCGUCGCGAACACUGUGUACUUGAAAGCGAGAGAAGGCGGUGGUGACAGCAACAAGGGCAAGAGUAAGAAAUGGCGGAAGAUACUUCAGUUCCCACAUAUUUCCCAAUGCAUAGGCCUAAAAGAUAAACUGGACAUCAGGUACGGCUAUGUGGUGGAUCAGCAGCCGAUCGGGCGGCUGCUCUUUCGACAGUUCUGUCAGGACAAGAAACCGGCCUACCAUCGUUACAACCUGUUUCUGGACGCCAUCGAGAAAUACGAGAUCGAGCUAGAUGAAAAUCGUAUCGAGUUGGCGAAGGAAUUGUUCGAGCAAUAUCUGAAGCGAGAAGGUUCGGAAGUGGUAGACAUCUUGAACGAUUCCCUGAUCUCGCAGUGCGAGGAACGACUCAGCACUGGCGGUAAAGAACUCUUCGUCGAAGUCGCGCAGACCGUGAAGAACUUCCUGGCUGGCGAACCAUUCUCGGCCUUCCUCAGCAGUUUCUAUUUUUACAGAUAUCUUCAGUGGAAAUGGCUGGAGGCGCAACCGGUGACGUACAAGACCUUCCGGAUGUAUCGGGUGUUGGGCAAGGGCGGUUUCGGUGAGGUCUGUGCUUGCCAAGUGCGCGCCACCGGUAAAAUGUACGCGUGCAAGAAGCUGGAGAAAAAGCGUAUCAAGAAGCGGAAGGGCGAGUCGAUGGUGCUGAUCGAGAAGAACAUCCUGCAGAAGAUCAAUUCCAAAUUCGUCGUCUCGCUCGCAUACGCGUACGAGACAAAGGACGCGCUCUGUCUCGUGCUGACAAUCAUGAAUGGCGGCGACCUAAAAUUCCACAUUUACAACAUGGGCGGUGAACCAGGUUUCGACAUAAAUCGUGCCCGAUUUUACGCAGCCGAGGUGGUGUGCGGUCUGGAACACCUUCAUCUUCAGGGUAUCGUUUACAGGGAUUGCAAACCAGAGAACAUAUUGCUGGACGAUCAUGGUCACGUGAGGAUAUCCGAUCUCGGUCUUGCGGUGGAGAUCACCGAGGGCGAUAUGGUGCGCGGUAGGGUUGGCACAGUGGGUUACAUGGCGCCCGAAGUAAUCGACAACGAAAAGUACACCUUUUCACCGGACUGGUUCAGUUUCGGUUGUCUAUUAUAUGAGAUGAUUGAAGGUCAGGCACCAUUUCGCGCCCGCAAGGAGAAAGUCAAGCGCGAGGAGGUCGACAGACGUGUCAAGGAGGAUCAGGAGAGGUACUCGCCCAAGUUCAGCGAAGAAGCCAAGAGUCUAUGUCAGCAGCUGCUGAAGAAGAGUCCGAAGAACAGACUCGGUUGUAAGUGCGGCCGACACGGGGCGAAGGAGGUGAAGCUCCAUAAUUUCUUUCAAUGUUUGAACUGGAAAAGGGUUGAGGCUGGUAUGUGGGAACCGCCAUUUGUGCCGGAUCCUCGCGCAGUUUAUGCCAAAGACGUUCUGGACAUUGAGCAGUUCUCCACAGUAAAAGGUGUCAAUUUGGACGCCACGGACGAUACCUUCUAUAGCAAGUUCAACACUGGCAGCGUGUCCAUUCCAUGGCAAAAUGAGAUGAUAGAGACUGAGUGUUUUAAGGAGCUGAACGUACUAGGUCCUAACAACACGCCCACCCCAGACUUAUUGGUAAAUCAUACUCCGCCCAACAAUGAGGACAGAGGUUGUUUUCCCUUUCGAAGAAAGAGAAAGCAAAGCGCUCGUACAAGGGAGAUCCCACUGUCAGAGUGCUAUCUGCAAGAGUUAUCGCAGACGCAGAGCUCAGAAAUGCCAGCCAGCUGAUCCAGGAUGAACGCAAAUAACAGCCUGAAUCGAUCGACGUCGUCGCCGUUUCGACACUGUUGCCGCGGUUGACGACGACAUAUGUCCAAAUACUGCUGCUGUCAGUGGCUGUUGUGAUAAGAGCAAGCCGAUCUCUGAUUUUUCCUCUCGACAACAUCCGAAUUUUCGGCUUACGAAUACGGCUACACGGCUCGCUUAAUGAGAAAGCAUUGCGACUGCAAAUCUAAAGUGUCAUGGUUCUCGACACAUCCUCUUGGAUUCGCUAGGUCGGGUCUGAUUAGGUCCGCGCGACAAGAAUUCUACAUGCAUACACCUCUACGCAUAUAUAUAGUCAUAUGACAUAUGCCAGUAUUGUAUACAGUCAGGUGGUAGGUAUAUAUUCAUUAUUAAAUAAUAUCUUCCUCGGGCACGACACGCACUUUUGUGCACAUAUUGACUUGCUUUAUUGAGCCUCGAUUUAUGAAUCACAGACGAGAAUUCAAGGCGGCAUAUAUGCAUAGAUGAUUAUUUUAAUCGGCAUAAUGACAAGAUAGGCGUCAUUUUAAACGAGAGAAAUAUAAGUUUCACAAUAUCUUAUUUUUCAUUAAGGCUCGAAAUUUUCUCGAAUUUCGGUUAUAUCUUAAGUUGAGAAGCAACUUUGGAAGGAUGAAAAAAAACAAGUAUAUUUAAGUAUACAAAAUGCAAGCGGAUAUGCAAUCAUUUGCGUAUAUAAAAAUUUUUUAUAUGUACUUACGAAAAUUUUUUUAAAAUUGAGACCACGUAUAUAUAUAUAUACACACACACGAAAUUAAUUUAUAUGAUAUAUUGAUUUAUUUAAAAAGUGUUUUUCUCGUCGCAUUUAUACGAUAGAUUUUUUUUUUGUAUUGCUUUAUUUUUCAAAAUCUAGAGAUUCGUUGCCAUACUAUCGAAAGAAUCGAAGAGCCAUCAUUUUGAUGCGCGAUCAAUCAAGUGCGACGAAUCGUAUAUAUGUGAGAUAUGCCGCAAUAUAAUUUAUAUUUGAAUCGUUUUAAGUACUUUCCAAGAAUCUCGAGACGCAUUCACUUGAUCUAGUUUUCUAUCCCGAUAUGCAGUUUGUAAGGUCGUAUUGUCGGAAGCGAUUAAACUAGAUGGCCAAGAACUUCGGGUCGUAAACGCGCGAAUGGCUUUUAUGAUUUGAUGAAUAUUGUGCUCUAGGAUCUGGGAUGAAAUUCGCGUGUUGGCCGAAAUAGAAUAAGACUGGCGCGUAGACGAGCGAUAACGCGAGCGCGCACGUGGAAACCGACAGGUCGUAAAAGAGCACGUGACCCGGCGCUUGCUCGUUGCUGCGGUGUAUCGCGACGUUAAGCUACCGGUAAACGGACACCCGAUACCACCGCGGAGCAAAUAAACGCCCGCGUGCACGCUCGUUUAUAAACGUUAACCCGAUACAUAUAUACUGGAGGUUGAAGGCACGUGCGUGUAAUGUGAAAGCGAUGCAGCGGAAUUGAUGGCGCCGAGAAGGAUAUAUUGAUGCAAUAUUGCCACAAUUGUGGUGACAUCGAAUAAAUUCAAUAAAAUAACGAAUAAAAAUAAAUGUAACAGAAUGUUUUUGGUUGUUUCACGUUUUUGUGAAAUAACAAGAACAAUUCGCGUCUACUCGGAUGUCUUUAAUACACUGUACUUUGGUUUAACCGCGGAUUGGCAUUACCGCUAAUUCACAUAAAUGGGCAAUUGUCCAGAAAACAAGAAACGAAGGAUAAUAAACCGGAAUUACGUUCGUCGACAGUUUCGAGUGUUAUGAUCGAGCGACAUUCGAUAUCAGUUUAGUUUAACAGUGUUUUUCCAAACGUAAUUAUAAUAGUCGCAUAUCAUUUCUCAGUAUUUUUAUCUUUUCAGUAUCUUCUUUUAUCUCUUGAAAAAAAAAAAAUCUCACAAUGAGUUGAUCCAGUAUUCAAAGUCGAUCUGGAUAUAAUAUGAUUAGAUAUAUAAUUUUAAUAAUAAAAUAACGCUUCUGACAAAUUUUAGAAAAAAGUCGACUUUUAAUUUAUCGAAGAAUCUGUCUUUUAAAUUAGAUUAAAAUCGAAGAUUUCGGGCCAUCCUACUUAUCGAAAGAAAUAAUACUAUUAUAACAUACUAAAGCUUUAUUUUUAUUACAAAGUAUCGGAGAUUUAUUUUCUGUCACGUGGUAAAUAAAUUCCUGCGACACCUCAGUAACGUUGUCUGAGAAACGAGCGAGGAGAUUUCGCGAAUCGCACGACGGAUCGGAUUAACGACACACUUUCGGACUGUUUGCGAGCACUUUGGCUGUACUCCAAUCGUGAUUCGCGUGCCAACGAUUGGAGUUCUUCGGCUAUUACAUAUCUGGCAGAGUUGUCGCGGGCCACCGUGUCGAGAAUGUCGGGUAGUUUUUCUUUUUAAUGCAUCUCAUAAACUUCGAUGCACUCGAAAUUGCUCUUCUUAAUCUCAUUGAGAAUUUCUGUGACAGGAAUCGAUAUGAUAGAUUCGCAAAAAAUAAUAUCGCAGAAUCGAACGAUAUUAAAAGUAAUAAUAAAAAUAGUUUGUAAAAUUUUAUUUUUAAUAUCUUUAAAAAAUAUUGGCUCAAUGAUUGUUGCAUGAACAUAUAGUAAUUGGUCUUGAAAAUCUGCUAUCAGAUGUUAUAUAUGUAACUUUUCCUCGAGAAGCGACAAAGAGAUAAUUAGACGAAAAUAUUAAAUUAAGAUAAAUGUUUGAAGAGCUCAUUCUAGAUUUACAAGCGGCACAAAAAGUGUGUAAGUAUUUUUUUGUUUUUUUUUUUUUUUUUAUUCGUGAAGGAAUUAUUAUUAGAAAGUGAGAUCGCACAAACAGACUUGCACACGCACAUACAAAUUAAUGUGAAUUAAUGAAAGGUAUAUAUCCGAGUUUUUCAAGUUGUAUUUUUCAAAUUGAUAAGCAAAAACGUGGAUAAAUUUUUAUGAAUUGAAUUAAAAGUUGCGCAUUUAUGUUAUCACGGCAAUUAUAUCAUUGAUGAAAAGAAUAUAACUUGCAAAAUUCAGUUAUUAUUAGGCUGCAACGAUUUACAAUAACAAAAUUGCGUUUAGCAAUUGCCAUACGAACAACUUUUCCGAACAAAUUUCUUCUCAUGGUUCUAUAUUAUCAAGAUAAUUACUCUUUAUGAUGAUUAUACACUGAAAUAAGACUAAUUUAUCGAAAACGAAAUUAAAAGAAUGGAGGUCAAAUGUCUCUCGGUUAAAUAGGAGAAUUGAUCAUUCCUUAUAUUAUGUUUAGAUAUUUUCUCUUGGCAUACAUAUGACGGAUUUAUAAUAUUAAACCUGCACUUAUCUGAAAGAAAAAAAAUUAAAUAUUGACAUAACAUAUUUUGAAAAAAUAUCGAAAAAGAUGGUAUUUUAGAGAGAAUUCUUUCUCUUUGUUUUAUACAGGUAAUUUAAAACACCGGCUUCAAAAACAAUACUUUUGCAAACAAAAAAUUCGAGAUCUUUUUCUCUCAUAAUUCAAGGCAUUAUUUUUGAUACUUGGCUGACUAUUUGACGUCCAUUUUUCAACGCGCACAUAAUAUCGGACAUUGAAAUGAUAGGAUAUGUACAUCUAAUAGAGAACAAUGACUGGAGUGAUUUAAGUUAACCGCUAAUUAAAAUUCCCGACGUCGAUUCUUAUCACUGAUACAUAAUUUUCGUGGUAAACAUGUUAUUCUAUCACACGCUGUAAUGAUUAUGUCAACCGACUCGAGAUCGAUGUGUGAUAAAGCAGAUGUGAAAAACCUUUCUCAUUGCAUACAUCGCGGAAUACGCACUCGCUCACUGACGCAUUAUGUCACACGACAAUUCUCUCAUCGUCGACGCGGACGCGAAAGCAUUAUUAUUUCUUAAAAUAUAAACAGAAAGAGAACAAUUAUUUCUUUUUUAAACUUGGUUUAAAAAGAUCUGAAGCUAAUUUUAAAAUUUAAAGAUUGACUUAUAGAUAUUUUAUUAGUACAAUAACUUAUAAAUUAAUCAUUAUUUAAUUUUGUAUACAAAAAUGAAUCUUUAUCUACUUUUGUGCGGGAAGAUAUUUUCCCGAGAAGAUUUUCAGUUUGCAAAAUUUUAUUUAACGAUACUAAUUAUAUAUCAAUAAUAUAUCAAUUUGUGAUUAUCAAUUGAUGAUUUUGCGAUUGAUUCUCUCCGCGUCGGCAAAACACUUUAGAAUAGAGAAUCUCUUGUUAUCUUUCAACUGUGAUUUCUCGAAAUGUCUCCUGUUUAAUCCUGCUACAUUGUUAAUUUAUACCGAAUGGUUCAGAAAUAUUUUUUAAGACGUUAUUUCUUCUAUCGCGCGUUCAUCGUUUUAUAUCGACACGGUAAGAUAUUACGAUUUAAGGAGAUCUAUUGCGAGAUCUACGGUCUACAAUGAUUGUAAACUAUGCGAUAUGUCCGAUUAUUAUACAUAUAUUCACAAAAUACCAAAUUAUUUAAUAAUUUUUCUAAUUAAGUAAGCGCGUAACUUAUUCACAUAUAUAUGUAUAUAUGCUUAUACAUAUAUAUUUUUGUCUAUGUAACGUAGAUAUAAAUAGAUAUAUACAUAUAUAUACGAUAGACUGCUCUGAAUAUACUUUUGCAAAUAGCAUUCGCUUCUCUUGUACAAUUCGUAUUUAAAUUACGCAUCUGUGUAAACAUUUUAUCGACGCGAUUACAUAUAUGAUACGUGGAUUAGAUAUUCUGUAAUUAAAAUCUCAUCUAAAGAAGAAGAAUCUUACUUUGGAAAUAUUACAUUAUAUAUCACUCUUGUUGCCUGUACAUAAUUACAUUCGCACGCAAUUUUCUCGUCGAGCAAACUCGAGGCCAAAUUUUCUCUAAUAAUGAUGGAUUAAUUAUUGAAUAAUAAUGAAAAAAAAAGAAUGUUUGACUUAAAAAGACGGAUAUGUAUAUCCUCUGCGUUAAUAUUUGUCGUACUAACAUUUGGUAGUUCCAUUCCAUUUCGUCAUGCGAGUGAAACGAAAGUCUUUGUCCUUAUCUUUACAGGAUAUUGAAAGGAUCCUGGAAGAAUAAUUAAAUGAUAACUAAAUGCCUGAGCAGGUAUGUUGCUUGUGCCAGUUUAUCAUGUCUGUUGUACGAGAGAAAUAUUUUGAAACAGGCUAAAAGUAUUAGAGAGCGCACAUACGUCUUCAAAGACGAUCAAAAUCAAUCGCUGCGAAUGUGUUGAAAGCGAAUUGUGCGCUUAUAUUAGAUUCGUCCGAUUCUACGCGUCGUUAUAUAUAUAAUUUCGAUGAUAAGACAAUGACAGAUCCAAAUACCAUGUGGUCUCCAAUAUGCCAGUAUAAUUUAGAAUUGAUCGACAUAGAUAACAUGUAAAAACAUUUUUAUUAUUUUAGAUUAAAUUUUAUAUCAUUCUUGGAUAUAUAUUAUUUUUCCUGUAAGAUCUGUCUUGUAAUUUUAUAUACAACGUGGCCCAUUGAAUAAAAAAUUUGGGAUCCCAAAUUAGUAUAAAAAUAAUAAAUUGUCAAGCCUCGAGAACUAAUAUCGCUCGCGAUUUUUUCGAGGAUUCUCUUCGAGCGAUGAUUUUGGACGAUAAUUUAUCGUGCAUGAUCUUUAAUCGUCCAUCGUUGAAGGAAUUAUAUAAGGAAUAAUAUAUAUAUAUAUAUAUAUAUAUAUAUAUAUAUAUAUAUAUAUAUAUGAAAUGAGUAACAUAUUACGCGAGGAGGCCGACAGUUCUCUGUGUAAAUACGUCAGUGAUAGUAAUAUCAAUAGGAACUAAUUAAGCACGGGACACACAGACUAGUAGAUACUUGUAUGUAUUAUAUUAAUGUAAGGCGCGAAUAAGAUAAGUCGCGUGUAUUCGCGAAAUGGUGUUUCGCGCCGAGGCGACGUUUAUCGCUCUACGUAUCUCGUCUCCCCAUUCAUCUUUCCUCUCUCAUCCACCUGUUACCGUGUCAACAUCACCUAUAAUAAACGCCUCGCUGCUUCAAUUGUGACGUCGUAUCCAUCAUGCCAAGAUAACCGAGCUUCAUUUUAGCGUUGAUUGACUUAUCGCGGUGGCAUUAGCGCGUGUAAUAGUAAUAAUAGUAGCAGAGUGUAUAUAAGCAAUUGGGAAGGGGAAAUCGUCAAAAGAGCAAAUGCGGUAUCAGAGAUAAUUGUGACACUGCGAUGUUUUUACACAGUGAUAAAAAUUGAUAAUUGUAGUACUAUUGGAAAAUAAUAGCGAUUUCAUAUUAAAAAGAACUGUAUGUUGCGCGUAAUUUUAAUUCUAUUAUCGGUCUCACACAUUUGCAUUUCGAUAUUAUAAUUAUUUUGCGAUUAAUCUUGCAUAAGCUAUUUUUGUGCAAUGCGACGUUACGCCUGAAGCAGGCUUAGAUCUUUAUCAUUAUACGACGAUGUCAUUGUAACGGGAGAUUAUCACAAAUCAACUCAUUAUAGAGUUAAUAUGUAAUUAUUAUCGCGACGUCGUCUUACUGUAGAUCAUAGCGUGUAUUUAUAUAUUUUAAUGAGGCGAGUUUCAAUAAAUUCCCACAUACACACAGAUAGACACACGUACAUGAAGACGCGUUAGAGUAUCUAGUUUAAUCAUUAAUCGCGAGUUUUUCGCGCAAGCCCGUCGAUGGAAGGACAAACUGUAGCAAUAUGAAAGCCUAACGAAGCGUCUUAAAUUAUAAACGAUAUAUGCGCGCACACGAUUAUUUGUACGCUUUGUAUUCUUCCGAUUUAUCUGCUCCAGAAAAAAAAAUAGUGUAUCGGAUGAAUGAACGUUGGUCAGUGAUUAAUUAGUAAUUUGAUAGGGUAUUAAUUCGUUUUUAUAUAUGUAGUGAAAUCUUUGCGCGAGACAUUUCGAUUUUUUUUUUAUUAUUAUUAUUAUACGAUCUAGCAACGUAAACAAUUUAUGUAAUAUUUUUAAAUUUGAAUUUUUAUUAAGUUUUAAGUAGACGAGCGAUUCGUUACGCAAACAGACAAUCCUGGAAAGGGAAUCGAACGAAGAUAAUGUAAAAUAAUAUUCUGUUCUACGCGUAGAGAGCCAAAUGAAUAUUUUUUUGUUUUUUACAACUUCGAUACGUUGUACAACCGCUGCGGAAAAAAAGAUUAUAUAAAUAUUAUAAAUAUAUACAUAUAUAUUAUCGUGUGUAAGUUAUAAAUACGCGCGGGCCUACUGUAUUUAUAACUUAUAUGUUUAUACAUGCAAAAUAUAGAAACGUAUAUAAUCAGA